UGAAGGGGGCGGAGCUUCGCGCGAAGACAGGCCAAAAGACUUUUUCAGGGCGGGGCAAGUGGGGGGAGCUCCUAGCCCCGACCAUCCCAGCUAAGGUGAGAGGUAAAGCACGGAGCCGUUCGAGAUCGCUGCGCCUGAGAGAGAGGGCGUUGGAGCUAAGUUAAGUUCCUUAUGUCUUCCCCUGAAAUUUCUUCCCUCUCAUGGGGUCAAAUGAAAGUACAAGGCUCUACUAAAAUCUAUAAGGACUGCAAAGUAUGGCCAGGGGGAAGUCGGGCUUGGGAUUGGAGAGAAACAGGAACUGAGCAUUCUCCUGGUGUGCAGCCUGCAGAUGUGGAGGAGGUUGUUGAGAAGGGUGUGCAGAUCCUUGUGAUUGGCCGAGGGAUGAGUGAGGCCUUGAAGGAGUAAUCUCUUCAAAGGAUUCUUUUCAAAGACCUUCUUGUAUUCCUGUGUAGAAGACAGCAAGGCAAGGAAGAAGAAAGAAGACCAACACUGACAUGGCACUCACUAUGUACCAGACACUAGACCAAGGGUUUUCACAUGCCCUGCUUGCUACCGAUCCUUACUUGGGUAGAGUUAGUAUUAGCCUUGCUUCAUAGAAACUUGGAAAAGCCAAAUAACUGUACAAAAGGACAUGAAGGAACUUUUGGGGAGAAUGAAAAUGUUUUAUAUCUUAACUGUGAUGGUGGUUACACAGGUAUAUAUAUUUGAAAGAAUCUAUCUAACCAAAUUAGGACUGUUUAAAUCCCAACCUACUUCAGUGUACACACCUAUCUUCACAUGUAUACACACACGCACACAACCCUAAGCUCACAUGCCUUACCACGGCUAAUAAUUUCUGAUGCCUCCAUUUAUUCUUACUUUGGUCAAAUAUCAUUAAUAACUUUGAAGACUAAUUACACUUAGAACUAAAGCCAAGAUAAAGUCUUAUCCAGUGAGAAGGGCUCUCCUAAAUCAGAAGCCUAAAUUUAUAACAGAACUCUGCUGCAGAAGCUGACAGCCAGCUAUUGAGCUAGUUUAAUUGGUUUUCAGCUCAGCGAACUGAAACAGUUUUGGGGGGUACCAAUUUUGUAUGUAUUACACAAUGAAGUCAACCUUUGACUAAUUUGACAUUGACAAAAUGAAAUUAGCAUUAAAAAAAUAAUAUAAAAGUUUAUAUAAGAUCUGUGCUAAUCGAAUUAUUAAAAAACAAUUAAAAUCCUUGGGAUUCUAAUGCAAAUGGUUAUCCUAUCUGCUCUAAUUAUACAAUGAUAAAAGAAUUCUCCCAAGUUAAAAAAUUCAAAUUCCUAUAUGAGUUAACAAUUCUUUAAUUAGAGACAAAUACAAUUAUACUGCAGAGUACUAACUUCCCCAUUGCUAAGCAGUUGCACGAGACCAUGUAUUUUUCCACUUAUGGCCUCAAACGCUGGAUCCAUUAAGUGCAUCCUUAACAUCACACUCAUGAACAAAACGGAUUCAAACCAACCUUGAU
This is a messenger RNA of Hippopotamus amphibius kiboko, 1468 nucleotides long. It is a transcript of the gene AAMDC, whose product is annotated as adipogenesis associated Mth938 domain containing. Gene Ontology annotation, biological process: positive regulation of fat cell differentiation. The coding region runs from base 172 to 405 and encodes 77 amino acids. The record is from RefSeq and is a predicted model, not a curated record. NCBI's taxonomy places the organism in Eukaryota, Metazoa, Chordata, Mammalia, Artiodactyla, Hippopotamidae. The transcript has 4 exons. Gene Ontology annotation, cellular component: cytoplasm.